Molecule: messenger RNA, 1358 nt
Organism: Spea bombifrons (plains spadefoot toad)
Lineage: Eukaryota; Metazoa; Chordata; Amphibia; Anura; Pelobatidae
Exons: 7
Coding region: 256-1116 (286 amino acids)
Source: RefSeq, a predicted model, not a curated record
ACACUCCAUGACCCGGCUAAACUUCACACGAACAUAUGAGCCGGCUAGCCUGGUCCUGUACCAGUCACUGUUUGGAUCGCUGUGACUUAGGGGUCGCGGUGAGUUGGGGAUCCCGAUGAGUUGGGGAUCGCUGUGGCCCGUGCCCACCUUACAUGCCCCCCACUCUGUUUGUAUUUCGUUCUUGUAUACUUUUUAUUACAGACACAGGAUGAAUGUCCCCGAGAAGACGUUGCGUGAAUCUUACGGGGCCGCAAAAUGAAUAAAGAGGGAAAUGAAGAAAUGCGAGUGAUGCAAGUCCUCGUGACAGCACAAAAACCGCUCCGAGUAACGUCUCGUUACACGGCGUCCGCUCCUGGAAGGAGUAUGAGUCUCAUAUUUAUCUGGGUCCUUGCUGUCUGCGCUGGGGUGAAGGGGAAGAAAUGGCCGCUUGAUGUUAAAUGGGUCUUGUCUGCUGAGAAGGUGGACUGCGACAGCGUGAAAUGGAAAAAGGGGUGCGUGGGACAUUGCGUUAUAUGUUGGAGGGUAAAGAAAUCGCAAGGUGUAGUCGAUACAGAUUCCAUGUCUGCGGAGAGGCGGCAGCAGGCGGACGGUCAGGCGAAGUUCUGCUGCACCCAGAACGUAAAUCCAGGUCGCCCCCAUUCGCCCACAUUCACUGACAGCGACAGCAGCGAGGAGCGCGAAGACCGAAAAUACGACGAGGACCCCGCAGCACUACCCUCUAAUCCAGAUUCACGCCUGCGGAUCCUCGUGCCAUGUCUCACAAUUCUCCUCCUGUGCGUGGCGGCUGCUGUCAUAACCAUCAUUAUAAAGAAACGCACCCACCGGAUUCGGGGACGUCAGAAGGUUCUCCCAGCUGGAGAAGCAUCUCCUGGACAGGUUCCGCAGACGGUCUCCACCAUUUACGCCACCGCCAAUAAUCCCGACGGACUCGCAAACCUGAACAUCUUGGAUCAUUUUUAUGAGGAGAUUCCCAACAAAUCGCUGGUAAAGCGCGACGCUCAGGAAGAUGCCGGUUAUUCCACGGUUGGUCCCUCCAACCAAGACCAGCAGGGUCAGUCUGAAGGACAGAAGCCCACGGAGGGGUCGUACAGUCUGUUGGGUUUGCCCUUUCAAUGAGAGACGGCCCUUCCUGCCCCAGAUCUGAGCAGCAUACAGGGGCCACCGGACGGGGGGGGGCACUGAAUUACAUAUCCGAGACGGGCUCCGGGUUCUUGAUACUUGUUGCGUUGGGGGGGUGUUGGGGGCCACGUCUUGUUGUGACAAGAUACGGGUUAGUAGGAUGGGAUUUUAGCAGCAGCAGCUUCUACGUGUCUUAAUCACCAAUAAAAAAUGUUGCAGGAACUGUAUAAAUAAAAUAA